GACCCCACGAGUGGGCUUCUGUCUUCUGCUACCUUUUCCUCUCCGAGGUCCCCCGUCUACUCGUCCCUCCAUCUGAGCUAAACCUCUCUCUCUCUCUCUCUCUCUCACACACACACACAGCUCAGGGAAAAACAAUAGUCAAUUACGAACCAAGAAAGAACCCCCACAAACUCUGUCUUAGCAAGGCCCAAACCCUGCAAAACUGAAGACCCUCUCUCUCUCUCUCUCUCUCUCUCUCUCUCUAUAACAUAAGUGGGAUGAGUCAGAGAAGCAAAGAUAUGGGGUUGAUCAAUCACCUUUGAACCCAGUAGUAGUAAAAGAAGACCCCUCAAACCCCACCCCACCCCCACCCCCACCAAAUGGAACUAACAGAUUUGCAAAGCAACAAGCAAAGCAACACUACCACCACUCGCCACCAUCAGCAACACCAACACCAUCAUCAUCAUCACCCACAACAGAACCAGUCCUCUAAUUCCCACCUUGUGGCCUUUGAUGGCAGAUCGGGAGGACCCUUCAUGGGCUCCAUCUCCAUCCAAGCUGGCCUCUCCACCCACGGUGGUUCAUCCACUUCCUCGUCUUCCUCUUCUUUGUCCUCCUCCUCCACCUCUUCCUCGCCCUCCUCCUCCACUGCCCCUCCUCACCUCGUCGACGCCUCGCUUGCCAUCGCUACCAGAUCCGACUCCCAACCCUCAACCCGAUCCGCACCCCUCCUUGACUCCAUAAAGAAGAGCCCAAACCAACAGAAUCAACAACUGUCAAUCGUACCCACACCCACUACAACGACAACAACAGCUACCACAACGACCACCCCAGUAAAGCGAUCCACCAAGGACCGGCACACCAAAGUCGACGGCCGAGGCCGCCGCAUCAGAAUGCCGGCCACUUGCGCCGCCAGGGUCUUCCAAUUGACGAGAGAAUUGGGCCACAAGUCCGACGGUGAGACCAUCGAGUGGCUGCUACAGCAGGCCGAACCAGCAAUCAUCGAUGCCACCGGGACUGGUACCAUCCCAGCCAAUUUUUCCACUCUCAACGUCUCGCUUCGCAGCAGUGGUUCCACGCUCUCUGCCCCGCCUUCAAAAUCUGCUUCUCAUUCCUUUCACGGCCAUUUGGCUCUAGCUCACCAUUCUUACCUUGAAGAAGGAUUCGGUCAUCCGGCUUUUUUAGGUUUUCAUCAGCAGCAGCAGCAACAUCUUAUGACAGCAGAUCAAAUAGCAGAAGCGCUUCCUAGUGGCGGUGGUGUCGAGAGCGGAGGUGGCGGAGAAUCCACAGAGAAUUAUAUGAGAAAGCGCUUCAGAGAAGAUCUAUUCAAGGAAGAUGUUCAUAAUCAACCGCAAGGUAGUGAAAGUGGAGGUGGUGGAGACGGCAAUUCACCUUCAGGGAAUAAACAUUUCAAGAGUGGCUUACAAUUACCGAAAGCACAAGUACAGGAUCAGGCAGGAUCUUCUGGGCUGCUUAGGCCUUCCAAUAUCCUGCCUGCCACUGCCAUGUGGGCAGUGGCACCAGCACCCAGCAGCGGUGCAGGCAGCACAUUCUGGAUGCUGCCCGUGACCGCUGGUGCCGCUGGUCCAUCCGUCACCACUACCACCACUUCUGGGGCUGGUCCUUCAGAAUCACAUAUGUGGACUUUUCCCACGGCGCCAACCGCGAGCGGGAACACAUUGCAAGCACCACUGCAUUUCAUGCCGAGGUUCAAUCUUCCGGGCAGUCUUGAAUUCCAAGGAAGUAGAGCCAGUCCUCUACAACUGGGUUCCAUGUUAAUGCAGCAGCAGCAGCCGCCCUCUCAGCAUCUUGGGCUAGGAAUGUCGGAGUCCAAUCUGGGGAUGUUGGCCGCUCUUAAUGCAGCUUAUUCUAGGGGCAGUUUGAAUAUGAAUUCUGGCCAUCAAAAUCACCCAUUAGAGCAUCAUCAACACCAGCCUCAAGCUACUGAUAGUGGAGAUGAAGGCCCCAGUAGUUCUCAGUGACAGUCACAAUAUACGAGUACUUGAUCAGUUGCUCUAAUAAUAUAUAUCUAUAUAUAUAUAUAUAU
This is a messenger RNA of Juglans microcarpa x Juglans regia, 2026 nucleotides long. RefSeq names its product transcription factor TCP8-like. Gene Ontology annotation, molecular function: sequence-specific DNA binding; DNA-binding transcription factor activity. Gene Ontology annotation, cellular component: nucleus. The record is from RefSeq and is a predicted model, not a curated record. NCBI's taxonomy places the organism in Eukaryota, Viridiplantae, Streptophyta, Magnoliopsida, Fagales, Juglandaceae.